AUGGCAUCAUCAGGUUCCAAAUCUUUUCAGGACCUCCAAAACAAAUUCCUGGAAAGCGAAGCCAGACGUCCCGCGAACGACACCCUUCAUUAUUACCGACAACAAAACCAAGACAUCACCACACGCCUGAGCCAGGCUCUCGAUAAGUUGAGCGAGUACGACGAGCGCAUUAAGGAGGCCCAAGCCAAAGAGCUCGAGCUUAUCGAUGCCAACGGACGCAUCCAGUUGCUGGAAGAAAACUUCAAAGAGGUCAUUCGUCACAUCGAUCCGAUGGUCAAGUGGGAGUCGAUGAAUAAGGCUGUGCAAGACUUUGUAACUGGAGUUCUUCACGACAACCCGUCAGCCGACGAGGCACACGCAGCAGCGAGUCGUCGUGAUCCGGAUCUGGGACAAUUCGUCCGCGUCAUGUUGACCAAGAUUUCGGAAUACGAGCAUCUUCUUGAACAACAAAAUGUCGAGAUCGCGAACUUGAAGCUCCAACACGGUCGGGUCAGACCCAGGACCACGGAAAUCAUCGAAACCAGGGACUACAAAGACGCCUUUGAUCGGAUGCACAACAUGGGCUUUGUGAUGCAGUCUGUAUUUGAGUACGCCUACAAGGGCUUCCACCACCGAGAAAACGUCAGUCCCGAGGAAGAAAACUACAUGAAAUAUCUCUGCACACUGUACGCGCGUAUCGCACAGGUCAUAGAGUUGGGCUGGAAAGAUGACAAAAAGAGGAAUCUGGGAGAACGCCCUUUGCGAUCCGACUUCCACACCAACCAUGUUGAGUUCAACGGGGAGGACGUGAUCGAGGUAGCGCAGGAGGUGAAGCACGAUGAAAGAUGCGUGGACACUUGGAAGAACCCGCAUGGGAUCACGGCAGGUCUGGAGGAAUUGAUGAAGGUCGCGCAGCUGUAG
Molecule: messenger RNA, 900 nt
Organism: Alternaria arbusti
Lineage: Eukaryota; Fungi; Ascomycota; Dothideomycetes; Pleosporales; Pleosporaceae
Exons: 2
Coding region: 1-900 (299 amino acids)
Source: RefSeq, a predicted model, not a curated record